Messenger RNA from Monopterus albus (swamp eel), 1609 nucleotides. RefSeq names its product enkurin domain containing 1 (gene enkd1). The transcript is spliced from 8 exons. The record is from RefSeq and is a predicted model, not a curated record. Lineage: Eukaryota; Metazoa; Chordata; Actinopteri; Synbranchiformes; Synbranchidae. Bases 12 to 1145 code for a protein of 377 amino acids. Gene Ontology annotation, cellular component: cytoplasmic microtubule.
GCGCCGUUACCAUGGUAACGAUUAUUGUACCGGGCCUCGGCGUCAUAGGGGUGCAUGAACUAAAUCCUCAACAGAUAAACAAGUCGAAAUUACAGCUUCAGAUGUGUGAGGGGCCUUCGUCAAUAUCCGGGCCAAUCCCCCCAGACCCUUCUCUGUUUCCUCAAUACUACAAACGACCAGCUUCAGCUCGUGGGCGUUUAGAGGGAACCCAUGAUGGUACUUUGGGCCUGCUCUCAGGGCCUCUCGCUCCAGAUCCUGUGUUGCACCCUGGCUGCUACAGUGCUCGAACCCCACCACAUCCUCGCUGUGUUGGUUUUAAUGCCACCCAAAUUCUACAACGUGCACAGAGAGGGGUAGUGGGGGAACUACUUAAACUAGAUGGUGUUUCUAUCAGCCCUGUUCCCAAACAGAAACAGCGAGUACAUGACUUUGGUAAAGAGAAUGUGAGUCGACUCCGAGAGAUCCAGAGACGCUGCAAAGAGAAGGAGGCUGAGAGAGCACAGUCUUGUUCUGCUCCAGUCAAAGCCCUUUGGACCUCCUCUAAAUACCAGAAUGUCUCAUCCAGGGUGAUGGCCCAGCUACAGGUGUCUCGUCCAACUGUUAAACCACAGUGUCAAAACUUUCUGAAGGCCCACUCUACUGCCCCGUCAAGACCACACUCUAAAACCUGCAACUCUGCACAUGACCAGGGCCAGGACCUACAAUUACAGGUGCAGGGUCAUACCAUAGACUUCAUAAAACAUAAUGCACAGGCUGCUAGAAGAGCUGUGCUGCGUCGGUCCCAGUCACUAACAAACCUAAGAGAUAAGCCUGUCCCCAGUGCAGUAAAGGGACAGGUGCCUCAGUAUCUUGAGGAAAGGAAGGAGCAGUGGCGCAAAGAGGAGGAGGAGAGGAGGAAGAGCGCUCCUGACCCUACAGUACCAGCUGGUCACACCCUGAUGCCUGAGAGUGAAAGACAGGAGACACUGAAGUCCCUUAAAGAGACCCAUCAUUCCCUGGUGACUGAGCUGCUAUCACUCCCUCUCAAAGCUGACAAUCUGAGUAUUCGGUCACAUCGGGCACACCUUGACUGUAGGCUUUCUGAAAUUGAGGAGGCCAUAAAAAUAUUUUCCAGGGACAAAGUUUAUGUAAAAGCAGAUUCCUAACAUGAAGAAGAGGAGGAGGAGGAAAGAAGAAAGAAGAGAUGAUUCUGUAAAUCCACUGCUUUUAGAUUUAUUUUCAUUGUUAUUUGCAUUAUGUAAUGCAAUACUGAAUCUUGUAAAAUAGAUGGUUAUUGUAAUGUUAGAAACGUAGUUUCAUUUAGUAUUUUGUAAAUGAAACUGAAUGAAUAUUACACAUCCUCCCACAGACCAAAGACAUGCAGCUUAGGUUGAUUGGAGACUCUAAAUUGGCCAUAGGAGUGAGUGUUUCAGGGGCAUUACUAGACACAAAGCUCUACUGGAGCACAGGCCCCUCAUUACUCGAAUCACAACUAUUUUUCUUGAAACUACUGAUAAACAUAAAAAUGUAGAGAUAGUAAUCUUUAUUAACAUAAUUACUUCAGCAUACAGAACACUAUCAACAUGUUUUUAUGGCACAAAGGUCUGGCCUUGUAUUGCAUAUUUCUUUG